CUUUGUGAUUCGGAGAUCGGAGUAGUGCCGCAGCGGCGGUGACGACGUGCGAUUAGCAACUUUUGAGCGCGCGCGGUGACGUGCGUGUGACGCGAUCGCGCCUUCGUAGUGUGGUGUACGUGUGUAGUACGCGCGAGAAGAGAACUUUGUUUUUUCAGCGUGAUACCGAGAUAACCGUGCAGUUGAAAGAGAGAAAGGAAAAGAAAAGCGGGGCUCGCAACACAGGACACAACGCGACGAUGUCCGGCAACGAUUACGGUUGUCGCAUGAACCCGCGCUAUGAAGGGAGCGAUGCCUGACACGGUGACGCGCUGCCGCCCCUUAUCUGAAAUGUGUCGCUCUUAUCGCGGUAGGCGCAAGUACAACCAAUGCCAAUGCCCAGCGCGGAUAAACGCCUCUCUUAUCGCCAACUAAACGCACUUAACUAACCGACCAUCGCUUAUUAUUACGCUACAAAUUACCGCUAUCCACUAUCUCCUGUAACCCCCGAAGAGAUCCCACGCUCACCCCUGCGCGCACCCGAAACGUAUAACGCCUAGCGUCUUCGAGUCUAGCUAUUUCCUAGCUAGAGGAGUCCCUCUCUCAAACGCUUUCGAUGUUUGACAGCUCCGGCCACGAAUGCGUGGACGCUAACGCCGCGUGAUUUGUUGUAUGCACUUCGAGACGGAGGCAGCGCGGAGGCAGCAUUCGGCGUUCAGCAUGAACAAAUCUGUGGAGAAUCUAUUGCUAUCUAGCCACGAGGUGAUCAGUAGCAUCAAUUCCACUGGUCUGGGUGGCCAGGGUACAAGUCUGGGGAACACCUCUGGCGAGAACGUACAGGAGGCGAUCAACUCGGUCGGCCCUGAACGCAAUAGUCCUGUGUCCAGUCCCAACUUGUCCCCGCGUCCCAGUCCAAGGGCAUCUCACUCCAAGCGAGAGUCCAAAUUGAGCUCCGAUUCUGCCAAGGAGUCACUCCGCGCAAGCAAGUCGGACGAUCCGCCGUCACAGGACAAUCUUGCAAACAGAUCAUCCGAUUCGGCAGAUCUCAAUAAAAGUUCUCAUGAGAAUAAAAAAGAGACACGUAGCAGCGAUCGGAGCAAAAAGAAGUCCUCCUGGUACAAUGUACUUUAUCCGACAUAUAAAUCUCGCUCCGAGGACUUUAAACGGAUAUUUAAAGAUGUGCCUGACGAUGAGAGAUUGGUGGUAGAUUAUUCUUGUGCUCUGCAGCGUGAAAUAUUGGUACACGGUAGACUUUAUGUGUCUCAAAACUAUGUGUGUUUUUAUGCUAAUAUAUUUAUGUGGGAGACGCUGGUCUCCCUCCGUUGGAAAGAUGUUACGUCUAUCACCAAAGAGAAAACUGCGCUUGUCAUUCCAAACGCUAUCCUGAUAUGCACCGUUACUGACAAGUUUUUUCUAACAUCAUUUGGAGCAAGAGAUAAAACAUAUGUGAUGUUAUUUCGUGUUUGGCAAAAUGCUCUUAUUGGCGAGCCGAUGAGUAUGGCUGAAAUGUGGCAACUUGUACAUGCUUGCUAUGGCGAUGAAUUAGGCUUGACAUCCGAUGACGAAGAUUAUGUACCGCCAUUACCUGCAGGAGAAGACGAAAAGUUGUCAACUCGCCUUUCUGUAGAAUCCUUCUCCGAGAACGAAGUAGCUACUAUGGAAAACUUAGCGCCUUCAGCUACGGAUCCUGUUUCUGGUGAGCCUGCUCAAACUACUGCUGAAGCUCAAGUUCAACCACCAGCUCCGUCAAUACUUAAGCCAGAACCAUCUGUUUUCGAUCCAACGGAUUUAAGUGACACAUCGGAAAGCGAAGCUGAGAAACAUGGCUUGAAAAUGAACAUACGGAGCACCAUGGUCUGUACUUCCCUGCAUGAAGGUCGGCAAGUUAACAAAGCAACAUUGCCUAUCUACAUCGACCAGCUGUUCACUCUACUCUUCACAAAUUCGAAAUUCUUCUUAGAUUUUCAUACCUCUCGCAAAACUACUGAUUUAAUACAAUCUGCUUGGACGCAAAACAAUCAAACUGGUCAAAAAAUGAGGACCCUUUCGUACACAAUGUCCUUAACUCAAGCUAUUGGUCCAAGAUCCUGUCAUGUUACAGAAACACAGGUGAUGUUGCCAUGCAGUAGACCAGGUCAUCUUUAUUGUAUCGAUGUGGAAAGCGUUAACGCUGGUAUACCUUAUGCCGAUUCCUUUAGCGUUUCAACGCACUAUUGCAUGAACAAUAUUUCCGAGAACGAGACAAGUCUUAUGAUUUAUUCACAAAUUAAGUAUAAAAAGAGUGUAUGGGGUUUCGUGAAAAGUGUGAUUGAAAAGAAUUGUUGGGCGGGCUUAGAAGAAUAUUCCAAUAGCUUGAUAAAAGCGUUGACACUGGAGUGCGAAGAGGGUAACGGAAGCGGAGGUUUAAAGAGAAAGACGAGAAAACGACGGCGCGCGACAGGCGUAGGCGCCACAUUGCAGACACAUGUUUCCGAGCACAUAUCUGCGAAUCACCAAAUUUCUCCCUCUAACUUGCCACAUGCUCACACUGCUAAUGCUAGAAUAGCUGACACCAAUAUAAUUCUUAGUUCAAUGCUACUAGUCGCUGUAUUGUGCUUAAUGGUGAUUAAUGGCUUAUUGUACUAUAAACUAUGGGGAUUGGAGGAAGCUGCAGCAUACACCAUUAUGGAUUUACACGUACUCAAAAAUACCCCAAAGACUGAAGAAGAUUGGAUUAAUCUUUUACAACAGCAGGAAAGCUUGCACAAUGUAGAGAUGAGGAAAUGGCAAAGGGUUUUGCACACAGCUGCACAAUUGCUUAGACAAACAGAAGAAUCUUUAACGGAACUACAAAUGAGCAUCCAUCCCACUGCAACGGAAAAGAUGUUCUCAGUAUUAAAACCGAACUUAAAAAGUCUUAAUGCACAUACAGAACGACGAAGUAAGUCGGAAAUGUAAAAAUCUGUUAUAUUUUGUGUAAUAUAUAAAUUUGAAUGUCCCGAUAAAUAUCGGUAUCCACAAAAGUAUUUAGAAUCUAUUAUUAUAUGUAUGUAUUUCUUCCUCUCUUAUUAUUUUAAGAUUCGCGAUUAUAUGUAUGUUCUCUAUGCUAUGUGUACAGAAUGAAUUAAUUAUAGGGCAUUAUGUUUAAUGUUAAAGUUAAAAACUUUAACAUUUCUUGUAUAGUUAUAUUAAAUGUAAACGCGCGCUUUCUAUUUAGGCAAUGUGAACUAAUGUUAUGAAAAAUAAUAGAUAAUUUUUAGAAUAA
Messenger RNA from Monomorium pharaonis (pharaoh ant), 3223 nucleotides. Its product is annotated as protein Aster-B. The record is from RefSeq and is a predicted model, not a curated record. Gene Ontology annotation, molecular function: sterol transfer activity; sterol binding. The transcript is spliced from 13 exons. Gene Ontology annotation, biological process: intracellular sterol transport. Gene Ontology annotation, cellular component: endoplasmic reticulum membrane; endoplasmic reticulum-plasma membrane contact site; plasma membrane. NCBI's taxonomy places the organism in Eukaryota, Metazoa, Arthropoda, Insecta, Hymenoptera, Formicidae. Bases 652 to 2916 code for a protein of 754 amino acids.